UUCGAUAACCUGCUGUUUUAUUGUUGGUUCACGUACUAAUGACAGUCAUUUUACGUAUUCAUUGCUAAAGAAAACUGAAAAAAUACAUUUUAGCAAGUCCAAGCUUCCGGUUAGUCAUCCGCCCAAACCGAUCUUCAUUUAGAUCUAACCAAAUCAAACGAGAGAGCAUAUCGACAUGGACUUCGGAGAUGACUUUGCUGCCAAGGAGGAGGUUGAUCCCGCGGCCGAGUUCCUGGCGCGCGAACAGUCCGCUCUCGGGGAUCUCGAGGCAGAGAUAACGGGCGGAUCUGCAUCUGGAUCCGCUACAGCUGCCACCACAGACGAUGGCGGCCUCGGUGAGCUGCUGGGCGGUGGCGCUGGCAGUACUAGCACUGGCGAUGUGCUAGGCAACGAUCUAUUGUCCGCCGGUGGCGCUGGCCUGGAAUCAUCCACAGGCAGCUUUGAAGUCAUUGGCGGCGAGUCCAAUGAGCCAGUAGGCAUAUCGGGACCACCUCCGUCACGGGAAGAGCCGGAGAAGAUACGCAAGUGGCGCGAGGAGCAAAAACAACGACUGGAGGAGAAGGAUCUCGAGGAGGAGCGGAAAAAGGAGGAGCUCCGACAGCAGUCCAAGAAGGAGCUAGACGACUGGCUGCGCCAGAUCGGCGAGUCCAUAUCAAAGACGAAGCUGUCGUCGCGCAACGCCGAGAAGCAGGCAGCCACGCUGGAAAACGGCAGCAUCGAGCCGGGCACCGAAUGGGAGCGCAUAGCCAAGCUCUGCGACUUCAAUCCCAAGGUUAACAAGGCGGGCAAGGAUGUCUCCCGCAUGCGCUCCAUCUACCUGCACCUCAAGCAGAAUCCCAUACAGGUGCAGAAGAGCACCUAGACGGGCGGAGGGAUCGCCUCUAGUUUUAAUUACGUACUCGCCUAACCACACAUUGAGUUGAAUAUGAAAAUUAUUAUUGAAAGUAUUCGCUGUAUAUUCCAAUUUAUGAUACAUAAAAUAUUAUUAUUGCUGCUGAAAAAAUCCGCUGCGGUCAUCGUUUUGUCUAAUAUAAUGCAAUAAAGAACGUGCACACA
Molecule: messenger RNA, 1056 nt
Organism: Drosophila kikkawai
Lineage: Eukaryota; Metazoa; Arthropoda; Insecta; Diptera; Drosophilidae
Gene: Clc
Product: clathrin light chain
Biological process (GO): intracellular protein transport; clathrin-dependent endocytosis
Cellular component (GO): clathrin coat of trans-Golgi network vesicle; plasma membrane; clathrin coat of coated pit
Molecular function (GO): clathrin heavy chain binding; structural molecule activity
Source: RefSeq, a predicted model, not a curated record